AUGCCAGAAUUUUCUUACUGCCGUUCGGAAAUAUAUCUGGCGGAUUUUUUUUUCUUCCUGAACGUUCUCGUGCGUCGCAGAGUCGGUGGGAAGCUUUGGAUCACCGCCGGGGACUCCGCGUUACGCACGAAGCCGAGCCUUCAGCCGCGCACCAUGAAGGUAACCUUUGGCGCUCUGGUCAUCACCGCCGGGGUCUGCGGCGUCCUCAGCUUCGCCUGUCUGGCGACUUCCCUCGGAACCGAUUAUUGGUACAUCAUAGAGAUCAACCCGAUGAACACGACCGAGUUUGAGGACAUGAGCUCUCACUCGGGAUUGUGGCGCGUCAACGAAGGAGGGAAGAUGCAUCCUUACUCCAUUGAUUCAUUUGCAGCCGAUUCCUCCAAAUACACCGAGACGGAACUGCGCAUGCUGAGCAUGCACAGAGCCGUCGUGGUGAUGGUGCCGCUCAGCCUGGUGCUCCUGUUGUUUGGGGGGAUCUGCGGGCUGGUCAGCGCCCUGGCUCGGAGCCCCGCGCUGCUCACCGGCACGGCCUGCUACUUCUACACCAGCAGCCUACUGACUCUUUGCGGUGCGAGUCUCUACAUCGUCUACUCCGACCAGGCGCUGGCGGAGACGAAGCGCCUGGUGGGGCCCGAGGGCCUGGCCUACAUCCACACCUCCUUCGGCUGGUCUCUGGGCCUGGCCUGGCUCUCCUACGGCCUGGAGCUGCUCACCGGAACUCUGCUGCUCGGAGCCGCACAAAUGGCCAGGAUGCAGCAGAGAGGGCCCAGUAAGGCCUGACGCUGCUGAUCCCUGAACGAACUAUACACAAACUGAAGCGACAACGGUGUAGACAACUUGCUUUUUUUUGUUUGUUUGUUUUUUCCAGGUGGUGCAAGAGUUUCACAGGGACAGAUUGAGCUGUGAACAAUUGUGCCCCCUUGUGGUGUGUACCAAGGUCCCUCCUCAUUUUGGAGUUGUCGAUCAUGGGGUUUUAUUCGAGUAUGUAUGUAAAAAGCAACAUCUGUAAAGUGUCCCCUCUGCAAACCUUUCCUUUGUUUUUGUCAUUAUAUGAGUCCUAUUUGCUGCGUUCAGUUGGAUAACCGAAACAAAGUGUUCAUGUAAAACGUGCAAAAGAAUUAUACAGUUUUGUCACAUGCAAUGGUUUAAAAAUGUCCGUGUGCGUCAACAUUUUUGCUGCUCUCUGACAUUUCAAGACGGUUGUCACUUCAUUGUACAGUGAUUUGUAUGUGUUCAUACGUUAACCUUCCUAUGAACUGUUGGGUUGCAACCACAGACACCAAUGGACUGUUUUGCCAGUGCAUGAUUGCAGAGUAGCUUUUCAAAAUGAUAACACUCUAAAAACUGUGCCCUCCAUUUGUACUCAGCUCCCUGAUGGUGUGAUUACUGGAGACUGAAUCUGUCAUCCGAGAUCUCAAAGCCUGGUCUCUUCGUGGGGACCAGGCUUCGGUCCCCACAAGAGCAGUGCGUCCCCACAACAUAGUAUGUGUCAGGAAAAUGGUCCCCACAAGGUAAUACGAGCAAAUAUGCACACGCACACACACACACAUAAAAAUUCUAAGGUAAACUAAAAUUAGUGUUAGAUAAAAUGUACCUUUAAGUUUUGAAUUCAGCAAUGAACAAUUAACUCGAGUCUCAGUGAGCGACGUUUUUAACUUUGCUGGUUUGCAAUGGUCUGCUCACACUGCAGUAGGUCUUGUUAUUCUUUUUCAUUUGUAAAUACAUUUCAGAAAGGGCUGGACAUGAGCACAGAGUGGAUUCUCGUUGCUCUUUGUCUGUUUUCGUCACAUGUUGUGGCGACUCUGUGCGCUCCCUUCUUCUUGGUUUAUUCUUGCUUGUUUCUCUUGAGGAAAUGUUGAUGGUUAAGUGUUGCUUGUUACCUUAAUUGUUGUAAUUGAUGAAAAACUAGGAUUUGUCAUUAAAUAUGAAAAAUCAACUUUUUUCCUCUACUGUUUGUCAUAUUUUGCUUUUAUUUUGUUAUUACAAGUAACACCAAAA
Messenger RNA from Poeciliopsis prolifica (blackstripe livebearer), 1998 nucleotides. RefSeq names its product transmembrane protein 235b (gene tmem235b). Lineage: Eukaryota; Metazoa; Chordata; Actinopteri; Cyprinodontiformes; Poeciliidae. The record is from RefSeq and is a predicted model, not a curated record. The transcript is spliced from 4 exons. Bases 1 to 780 code for a protein of 259 amino acids. Gene Ontology annotation, cellular component: apical plasma membrane.